GCAAACGCUUUCAUGGCUCUAAUUCAAUACAUAAUCCUAUUAUUUGUUGAUUUUUAACGUUGGUUUAAUAAGUCCUGUUCUUAUUCGGAUGUUUUGUUCUUGUGUUUCAAAUGUCUUUACAGAAUUAUGGGUUCUGAUAGGGAUAAGGCUAUGAUGCUAUUGUUACGGAGAUUCACAUGUGUAGUGUGCCACUGUUUUGGCUUUUUCUGUAUUGUUCUCUUUCUUAGGUUGAAGAUAGGCACUGCAUUGUUUUCUAUUUCUUUUUCUUUUACAAUGCAAUUGCCAUGAGAUAAAGCUAAAGAACAUUGAAGGUGUCUUCAUAAAUCAGAAUCAAAAUUCAAUAUUUUCACAAUAAAAUUCCAUAAGUAAUCUGGGAUUGUGGGGGGCUUCAAAAUUGGAUCCUGUCAUGCUGCUCAUGCACUGAUGUUGAUCUUUUGUGAGUCAUAUUCUGAGUUCUUAAAUUAGAACAAAUUGAUGCUUUGCUUGGGAGAGUUAUUCCUAAUUCCUACAUGGAAGUUUUGUCUAAGUUCUUGGGUGGCACUCUGAAAUCAACAGCAAGCAAAUGUAUGGUUCUGUUUGUCACUGUUUUGAUCCUUAGAGUAUUGUUCCCUCCUUCCUUCCCUGGCUUUGAUGGAUUUGAAUGGAGCAACUUUGUAUAUAUCAACAGCCAUUCUGAAUUGGGAAUUCGGCAAGAUAAGUUUUUGGCGGUUCCCCAGCUCGUGUGGGGACUAAACAACCAGAAGAUUGCAUUUGCAAGAGCAUGCCUCACUGCUAGAAUGCUGAAUCGAACCCUUUUGAUGCCUAGCUUCAGUGCCUCCCUGUUUUACAAAGAAAUUGACCUCCUGCAACCCAUUUCCUUUGAUAAAGUGUUCCAAUUUGAUAAGUUUAACACGCUUUGCCGUGGUUUUGUUCGGUUGGGUUACUACUCAGAUGUCUUGAAUAGAACAGAAGUGCUUGAAAUGCAGAAAGGGAGUGGAAGGAGGUGGACAUUGGAGAGAGACUUAUCACAAUUGAAGGAGUAUAGCAUAGGCUCAUUUGAUGACUAUGAGGUAAUCCGGAUUGUAGGGAAAAACCCGUUCAUGUGGCACGAUCAUUGGCAUGUGAAGGACUAUGCAAGGGUUUUUGAGUGUUUAGAAGUUAUAGAUGAGAUUGCUCAAGAAGCUGAUAGAGUUGUGUCUAGGAUUAGAGAAGUUGGAAAAGAGGUAAUAGGAAAAACUGAAUCAGAGGAAUUGAAAAAGAGUAUCACCUCUGAUAGUUCAUCAUUUCAGCCUCUUCCAUAUGUUUCUGUCCACAUGAGGAUAGAAAUUGAUUGGAUGAUUCACUGCAAGAAGCUAGAGCAGAGAUUGAACACAAAUCAAAUCUGCAGUAGCAAGAAAGAGAUCAUGGAAAGAGUUAAAAACAUUGUUGGUUUGAAGACUCCGAUUGUUGUUUAUCUUGCAGUUGCUGAUAAACUCCUUAACACUUCUUCCAUAAUGGAAGGUUGGGGAGAUGGGUUUCUUCCUUUUGAGAAGAAGAAACUUGCUGUAGAUGGAAUUUAUAAGAAGUAUCCAUAUCUAAUUCAAUCCGCAAUCGAUUACGAAGUGUGCUUGCGGGCCGAUAUCUUUGUGGGAAACAGUUUCUCUACAUUUUCAAGUCUUAUAGUUCUUGAAAGAACACAGAAGAUGAUCAGAACCAGUGUGACCAGCAUGUGUGGAACUGAUGUAAGAUGGCCUUCUUAUGCUUACAAUCUAGCAGGAGAAUCAAAUGGUCCAAUGAGAUGGAUUACAAAUAUGUCUGAUUCAAGUCUUCAAGCAAUUAGCUAUGGCACCAAUCAUAUCUCUUCUUGCAAGGACCAUAUUUUAAUUUAAUCCCUGUUGCUAAUAUCAAAAGUCAAAUUAAGACUAGUUUAAGAGGCCCCUUCUCUAAUGUCUCAACACUUUCACUUAUGAAGUUUGAUUAGCACACUCCCAAAAAAAGAAAAAGUAGAUAUUAAAUUGGAAUAUAGCUGUUCUGUUUUCACUGAGGUAUAGUGUCUUGUUAUGUAAAUUUUAACAACUUACUUUGAAGUGGUUUUCUGAGAUGUAUUGAAUGU
Molecule: messenger RNA, 2071 nt
Organism: Lotus japonicus
Lineage: Eukaryota; Viridiplantae; Streptophyta; Magnoliopsida; Fabales; Fabaceae
Product: O-fucosyltransferase 23-like
Exons: 2
Coding region: 510-1847 (445 amino acids)
Biological process (GO): pollen-pistil interaction
Source: RefSeq, a predicted model, not a curated record